GGGCAUCAGACUUGCCUCCCUCCGCUGCUCUGCUCCCGCCGUUCAGUGACAUCCCCUAUAAAUAGCCCCGCCUCCCCUCUCCCUCCCAGUUCAAACGCACAAUCACAGCCGAUUCCUCACCGCCUCGGAAUCCGCGCCGCCGCCGCUUGCACCUGCGUCAUGAGCCGCGCGAUGGGGAGGGGGCUGGGGUCGAAGCGGAGGGUGGCGGAGGACGAGGAGCCCGAAGAGGAGGAGUACGAGGUGGACGUGGUGCGCGACCAUAUCGCCUCGUCCCGUGGCAGCCGCCUCGCGCUCUUCGGCUCCGACCUCCGCCUCGGCCGCUUCCGCCCGCACCGCCGCCACAGGCGCCCACUCGCCGAGGACGUCGCCACCGCCGGGUUCUUCCACGACCUCAUCAUCCAUCCCGACAACAGGUGGUAUCGGUUAUGGACCAAGUUCAUACUGUGUUGGGCGGUGUACAGUUCCUUCUUCACGCCCCUAGAGUUUGGUUUCUUCAGAGGGCUCCCAAGGAACCUAUUCUUCCUGGACAUAGCUGGUCAGAUCGCAUUCCUUAUCGACAUUGUUGUGAGGUUCUUCGUCGCUUACCUUGACCCCGACACCUACCGAAUCGUCUACGAUCCCACUGCUAUUGCCCUCCGUUAUUGCAAAUCAAGCUUCAUUUUUGAUCUUCUUGGUUGCUUCCCAUGGGAUGUUAUCUACAAGGCUUGUGGAAGUAAAGAAGGAGUAAGAUACCUGCUGUGGAUUCGCUUGACACGGGUUAUGAAGGUGACGGAGUUCUUCUGGCAUUUGGAGAAGGACAUACGUGUGAACUACCUUUUCACAAGGAUAGUGAAGCUCAUAGUUGUGGAAUUCUACUGUACACACACAGCAGCCUGUAUCUUCUAUUACCUUGCUACAACGCUUCCUGAAUCAAUGGAAGGACACACAUGGAUAGGGAGUUUACAGUUGGGGGACUACAGCUAUGCGAAUUUCAGGGAGAUCGAUCUUGCCAAGCGCUAUAUAAUAUCAUUAUACUUCGCAAUCGUCACCAUGGCAACUGUUGGUUACGGUGACAUUCAUGCUGUCAAUGUCAGAGAAAUGAUAUUCAUCAUGAUUUAUGUAUCCUUUGAUAUGAUUCUUGGCGCUUACCUUAUUGGUAACAUGACUGCGCUUAUUGUGAAAGGCUCGAGAACGGAGCGGUUUAGGGACAAGAUGAAAGAAGUGAUCAGGUAUAUGAACCGAAAUAAACUUGGAAAGGAAAUAAGAGAACAGAUCAAAGGACACUUGAGGUUACAGUACGAGAGCAGCUACACUGAAGCUUCCGUCCUUCAGGACAUCCCAAUUUCUAUUCGCGCAAAGAUUUCUCAAACACUAUAUAAGCCAUAUAUCGAAAGCAUUCCAUUGUUGGAAGGAUGUUCAGCAGAGUUCAUUCAACAGAUUGUGAUCAGGCUGCAAGAGGAGUUCUUCUUACCAGGCGAAGUUAUUUUGGAGCAAGGAAGCGCAGUCGACCAAUUAUAUUUUGUCUGCCACGGUGCACUGGAAGGUGUUGGUAUUGGUGAAGACGGCCAAGAGGAGACUCUCCUGAUGCUGGAGCCAGAAAGCUCCUUCGGCGAAAUCGCGAUCCUCUGCAACAUCCCGCAGCCAUACACGGUCCGCGUCUGCGAGCUCUGCCGGCUCCUGCGGCUCGACAAGCAGUCCUUCACCAACAUCAUGGAGAUCUACUUCGUCGACGGGAGGAAGAUCCUGAGCAACCUCUCCGAGAGCAAUGAGUACGGCGGGCGGAUCAAGCAGCUGGAGUCGGACAUCACGUUCCACAUCGGGAAGCAGGAGGCGGAGCUCACCCUGCGGGUCAACAACGCCGCCUUCUACGGCGACCUGCACCAGCUGAAAAGCCUCAUCCGGGCGGGGGCCGACCCCAAGAACACUGACUACGACGGCCGGUCUCCUCUGCAUCUCGCGGCAUCCAGAGGUUAUGAGGACGUCGUGCAGUUCCUCAUCAACGAAGGCGUCGACAUCAAUCUCACCGAUCAGUUUGGGAACACGCCGUUGCUGGAGGCGGUGAAGCAGGGGCACGAACGGGUGGCGUCGCUGCUGUUCGGCAAGGGGGCCAAGCUGAGCCUGAAGAACGCCGGUAGCCACCUGUGCACGGCGGUCGCCAAGGGGGACUCGGACUUCGUCCGGCGGGCGCUGGCCUACGGCGCGGACCCCAACUGCAAAGACUACGACCGCCGCACCCCGCUCCACAUCGCCGCCACCGAGGGCCUCUACCUCAUCGCCAAGAUGCUCGUCGACGCCGGCGCCAGCGUGUUCGCCACGGACAGAUGGGGCACCACUCCGCUUGACGAAGGGCGCAAGUGCGGCGGCCGGACGCUGGCGUCGUUGCUGGAGCAGGCGCGAGCCAAGGAGCUCUCCAAGUUCCCCGAUCACAGCGAGGAAAUCAGAGACAAGAUGCACCCGUGGCGGUGCUCGGUGUUCCCGUACCACCCGUGGCGGGACGACGGCGAGGAGCGCCGAAAGGAGGGAGUGGUGCAGUGGAUCCCGCACACCAUAGAGGGCCUCGUGGCGUCGGCGCAGGAGAAGCUCAACGUGCCGGGCCCGGUCUCGCGGCUGCGGCUUCUCUGCGAGGACGGGGCGAGGGUGCUCGACGUCGACAUGCUCAAUGACGGCCAGAAGCUGUACCUGGUCGGAGGCGACGACGACGAUCAGAAGGAUGGCGAGUAGAAGAAGGGCGCGGUGGUUUUCGUGGCUUUUUCUUCUUGCGGAGCAUCCCCAGCAUUGCAUGCCGGUUGUAUCGCUGUACAUAUUGCAUAGCGAAUAAAGAGAGAAUCGAGGCGGUUCUACA
Messenger RNA from Phragmites australis (common reed), 2821 nucleotides. RefSeq names its product potassium channel KOR1-like. The coding region runs from base 160 to 2700 and encodes 846 amino acids. Gene Ontology annotation, cellular component: membrane. NCBI's taxonomy places the organism in Eukaryota, Viridiplantae, Streptophyta, Magnoliopsida, Poales, Poaceae. The record is from RefSeq and is a predicted model, not a curated record. Gene Ontology annotation, biological process: transmembrane transport; potassium ion transport. The transcript has 13 exons. Gene Ontology annotation, molecular function: voltage-gated potassium channel activity; protein binding.